Molecule: messenger RNA, 567 nt
Organism: Cladophialophora carrionii CBS 160.54
Lineage: Eukaryota; Fungi; Ascomycota; Eurotiomycetes; Chaetothyriales; Herpotrichiellaceae
Exons: 2
Coding region: 1-567 (188 amino acids)
Source: RefSeq, a predicted model, not a curated record
AUGCCGGGUUCGCCUUUACAGCCGUCCCAGGGAGUGGAUGCGGCGGCGCCCAACCCCGGGAUGGUUCACCCCGUCUGUCAGCCAGACAUGGCGGCGCUGUAUCACGUCCUUCGGUUCUUGCUCCCCCGGGUCGGCGCCAGCCUGGGUCCCAGCCCGCUCGUCACCCUCUUGUCUCUCGAUUGGGCCAGCGCGGAACUGGCCCUCGGCCUGGAGUUCGAGAGCCGUUGGAAGGUCGAAUUGACCAGCUCAAACAUCAUCAGCCUCUUCUACAGCUGUUUUGACUCGUACGGCCCCCCUCUCAGGCCCGCCGUCGAUUUUGUCGAGGUCGAAGAGUUGGUCGUGCUCGCGAUGCAGGACGUCGAGGCGCGCGACGAACCGGAACGCGCAGGGCGCAGCAAGCUCUUUGAGAUCGUCAAGUUGGUCUUCAAGUCCGGCGAGCGGUUGAACUGGGUGCUCAUGUACGAGCGCAGCAUUUGCCGUCUGUUCACCCGCGGGCCUGACCAUAGACUGCUCGAGCCUUGCUUCCGACAGAGCGUGAACCAGGCGAGCCUGUCGACAUACGAAUGA